UGAUCCAUUGUUGGUGAAGGCGGCGUGCAAAGGCAUACAGUGAGAGGCGUGCGACGACAUUGUGGGUUCGACGACAGCGGGUGAAGGCGGCGCGAGUUAGGCAGUGGCGUGAACUUGAACGGCUUGGGUUUGAAUCGAAGUUGAUUUGUUUGUGGCACGCGGAGAAGCUUCUUCGAUCCCAAUCUUAAUUGCUGGAAUUUCUUAAACUGCUUGAAACCAGUGGGUGCGACGGUGGCGCAAAUGCUGACUCGAUCAAGAGAGGAAGCGUUUGAUUAUUGCUAUUGCUCACGUGCUUCUUCAAUCUCUUAUUCUCAAUUGAUUUGAACGUGUGAAUGAUGUGGGGAGGUAAAUAUGUUUGGAGUUGGACAUUGAUGCUUCCCAAUUGAAAUCUCGUUGUCAGACUAUGCUGUGUUUAGGUAAAUUUAUUUCCCCAAACGACGUCGUGUCCCAGCAGUGGAGGCUUAGAGAAUGGGAGACGCAGUGUAGGGAAUCAGAACGCUCAAAGGAUACUCGUUCUGGCGAACAGGGUAAACGGCGAAGGCCGACAGCGUCGCUGGUGUGUGGAGUUGCUGGUCUUUGAUUCUUUGUCCUUAGAUUGCAAGUGAAUCCGUCUUUUUUCUAUAGAUUUUGGCUGGUUUGGUGUUGAUUUGGUCUAAAGGCGUUGGGCCCAGGGUUUGCGUGAUUGAAGGUGGUCUGAUCGCAGACAACCUGACGCUGGGAUUGAAGGAAGGCAAACAGAAAGUUCCACCAAGCUUGGAAACAUGUUUUUAUUUGCCUUCUACUUUCUGUGAUUGAAGGAAAUACGAAGAAAUUUGUCUCCAAUGAAUUGAGGAAUUUCUGCUUCCUCACAUGCAACACAUACACAAAAGAGGAGGCAAAGUUUUCAUUACAGCAGAGGAAAUGGCAGAAGACAAUUUGUACACAUGGUAGUGUAAGAGAAGAAAUAUGAGCACUCUUUCAACAGAACACCGUGGUCUCCUUCAAGCCAUCACUACUAUCCUCACCACCAGUCAAAUCCAAUUCCACCACCUCAAACCCUACAUUCCCCAGCUCCACAAUCACACGCUUCUUCUCUCUCUUCUCUCUUCCAAGCUUCUUGCUUCUUACCCUGUUACACUCUUCUCCUUCUUCAAGUGGCUUCAGACUCAUGCACCUGCUACCGUUUCCAUGAGCCCACAGCCUCUCCUCACUCUUCUCCCUCAUCUCUUCAGCCGUAGCAUGUUCACUGAUGCCAAGUCUCUUCUUGUCUGCUUCAUCACCUCUGAUCGCCACCAUUUACUCCACACCUCCAUUCUUCACCCUAAUCGUAACCUUCCCAGAAGCACUAAAGCCUUGCUUGAUACCUCCAUUGGAGCUUAUGUUCAAGCUGGCUAUCCCCAUCUUGCUCUUCACAUUUUCUACAAAAUGAAGCAUCUUGGGUAUCGCCCUAAUUUGCUAACUUGCAAUACACUUAUCAAUGCGCUGGUAAGAUACCCAUCUUCAGAUUCUAUUUCUUUGUCUAGAGGAGUCUUUAAUGAUGCUAUUAAACUUGGGGUGAAACCCAAUACCAACAUGUUUAACAUAAUGAUAUAUGGAUAUUGUGCGGAUAAUAAGUUCAAGUCAGCUGUUCAGCUAAAGAAUCUGAUGAGUAAAUUCGGAUGUUCCCCUGAUAAUGUCACUUAUAAUACCAUUUUGAAUGCACUUUGUAUGAGAGGUCAGCUACAUAAGGUUAGAGAAAUGUUGCAAGACAUGCAAGAUAUUGGCUUAGUGCCAAAUAGAAACACAUAUAACAUUUUGAUCCAUGGAUUUUGUAGAUCAAAAUGUGUGAAGGAAGCUGCCCGUGUUCUUGAGUUGAUGACACAAAAUAAUAUGUUGCCAGAUGUUUUUACUUACAAUACCAUGAUCAGGGGUUUUUGUAUUGAAGGUAAGAUUGAUGAGGCUAUUAGGCUUCGAGGUGAGAUGGAGAAGUUGAAAUUGAUACCUGAUGUUGUUACUUAUAAUACGUUGGUUGAUGGUUGUUUUGAGUGGCGAGGAAGUCUAGAAGCAUUUAAGUUAAUUGAAGAAAUGAGAGUUAAAGGGGUCCAGCCAAAUGGAGUGACUCACAACAUAAUGGUUAAGUGGUUCUUUAAGGAAGGUAAGAUCGAUGAAGCAAAGCAGACUUUCAUGAAAAUGGUAGAAAGAGGAUUUUCUCCAGACUGUUUUACGUAUAAUACCAUGAUUCAUGGUUAUUGUAAAGCUGGAAAGUUUAGAGAAGCGUUUAGGAUGAUGAAUGAAAUGUUAUCAAAGAGAUUGAAAACUGAUACUGUUACACUCAAUACGGUAGUACAUGCUUUGUGUGUGGAGAAGAAGCUUGAAGAGGCAUAUGAGUUAACCAUGAAGGCCAGGAAGCGAGGUUAUAUUCUUGAUGAAGUAACCUAUGGAACUCUAAUCAUGGGAUACUUUAAGGAUGAACAAACAGAAAAGGCUCUGAACCUCUGGGAUGAGAUGAAGAAGAAAUGUAUCAUCCCUAGCAUUGUCACCUAUAACACAUUAAUUAAAGGUCUUUGUAUGUAUGGAAAAACUGAUCAAGCAGUGGAGAAAUUGAAUGAGCUUCUGGAGAGGGGCUUGUCUCCUGAUGAAAUUACGUACAACAUAAUUAUUCUUGGUUACUGUUGGGAGAAAAUGGUGGAUAAAGCAUUUCAAUUCCACAACAAAAUGGUUGAGAAUUCUUUCAGGCCAGAUGUCUUUACAUGUAACAUUCUUCUUCGUGGACUUUGCAGGGAUGGAAUGCUUGAGAAGGCUCUUAAACUUUUUGACACAUGGAUCUCUAAAGGGAAGUUUGUUGAUACAGUUACAUAUAACACAUUGAUAUCUUCCCUUUGCAAAGUGGGAAGGCUUCAUGAUGCAUUUGAUCUUUUGACUGAAAUGGAAGAAAAAAAAUUGGGGCCUGAUCAUUAUACUUAUAAUGUUAUUGCUGGUGCACUUAUUAAUGCCGGUAGAACUGAGGAAGCAGAGUCUUUCAUGUCAAAACUUAAAGGGACUGAGCAAGAUGAAAAAAUUCUUGAUGCUUCCCGAGAGCGUGAUUCUUGUAGUACAAUGUACUCAGAUCGUAUAAGUGAUUUGUGCACUCAAGGGAAGUAUAUAGAGGCAAUGGAAUUAUUUCAUGAAUCAGAGCAGAAAGAAGUUACUGUAAACAAAUAUGCCUAUAUCAAGCUAAUGGACGGGAUCUUGAAGAGACGAAAAAUCAUACAAAUAUCACUUAAUUAGAAUGGUCCACAGGUUGCAGUUGAUCAUGCAUGGACUCUUAAGAGGCAUGGUUGAUUCACUAAGUCAGCUAACAAUGCUAUUCUUUCCCAUUGAAAAUUUUCUAUGGGGUAUUUUUGAGAGUGGCAAUAUUGCAAUUGAAGCAAGCUACGGUUGAGAUUUGGCUCCAGGAUGGAUGUACAUGGGGCUUUCUUCAUGGAAUUGGAGAUAACCUUUGUUGCGAGGUUCCAUUUUAUGUUGCUCUUGGGGCUUUAUGCUGAAUCCAAAAAGUUAAGGGAAAGUAGGAAAUGCUGUUAUAUUUGCUUCAGUAAUUGAGCUUACUGCAUACCAAAUCAGCAGCUGAUAUUCAGAUCAUAUCUCUGCUAAGUGGAGACGGAAAUUUGGCUGGGUAUGGCAUCAAGUUAUACAAGGAAAAAGGUUAUGUAAUGGAAUCAUUGGGUGGAAAAGCAAAACAAUUUCCGUGGCUGGCCGCAUCACUGUGGCCAAAUCGGUGCUCAUGACAAUUCCAUUUUACAAGAUGCAAAGUACUUUACUCCCAUCCUCAAGUUGUAAGGCAAUUGCGAAAAUUGUGAGGAAAUUUAUCUGGGAAAAUUCAGAGGAACACGGGCGUAAGUCUCAUUUAAGUGGACUGACCUUUGUCAACCAUUAUCUCUUGGAGGCUGUGGGCUUAUCAAUCUUGACGGCCAAAACAAGGCUUUCCUCUCCAAAUUGGCUUACAAAAUUGUUGCAGAACUGGAUCAUUAUGGGUGCGUGUUCAAAGAGGUAAAUAUGGUCUCAAUGGCUUAACUCCUUCAAACCUCACUUUAACUAACUCGUCCUAACCUUUGGAAGAGCUUCGCAAGUGUAUGGUCAGAUACUAUGUUGUAUGUUAGGUGGACACCGGGAGAUGGUCACCAGCUUAAAUUUUGGAAUGAUUUUUGUGUAUGUGACUUGGGACCCUUGAAGAAUCUCCUAUGCUUAGAUUGAUGAGUCUGAACAGCAAAAGUCUAUUUCUGACUUUCUUACACCGGAUGGGCAAUCGAACUGGAAUCUUUUUUCUCAUCUGUUGCCGAACUCACUGUUACAACAAAUUCGUGCUACAAUGGUGACUCCUACUAACCCUAACCCGUCUUGCUUCUGGCAUCUUACCUCUAAUGGAACUUUCACAGUUAAAUCUGCUUAGCAAGCAUUUCGGUCCCUGAGUUGGAAUGAUGAAAGACCCAAGAUGGGGCCGCAUGUGGAGACUCCCUUGUAACAGAGUUAGAACUUUCAUUUGGUUACUGCUCAAAGGUAGACUUCUAUGUGGAAAUGAAUUCCCAUUUCCACUCCAAAAAAAAAAAAAAAAGUACAUGUUGCAGAGUAGUCCUAUUGUAAGGGAGGUUGUCAAUCGUCUUAAACUCGAUGUCCUUAUCAUGUAGGGCUAGCCAUACUGUGCAAGUGUUGGUUUUUCUAAACACAUGCUCAUAAGUAACAUACUAGUCCCUCAUCAGAAUCUCCCAAAUCAAAUUUAAAAUAAUGAUGAAAGGGUGAUUUCUUGAUUGCUGUUAUGUAAUCAGAGUUUGGAGUUUUCACGAGUCUCUGCACAAGUUAACUAUUCUGCAUCCUUGGUUCCAUUCUUUGAAGCACGCCAAAAUCAGCGCUGUGUCCAUGUCAGAUAUGUAUCUGACAUGGACACGUGUCUUGUACGCGGAUGCAGCGUCUCCCUUCUUUCUUUCUUUCUUUCUUGGUUUUUUUUUUUUUUUUUUUGCAAAAUGAGCGGACAUGGGCGGCAGCAAGCGGACAUGGGUUGACGCGGUUAGGAUGUGAAGCGUCGAGGUUUUGGGGUUUUUUUUUCCACUAGAUGCCCUACUUCACGAAUGUCAACCGAUCCCUUUCAUUCCCAAGUCCUUUGCCUGACUUGUGUUGCUCUGCUCUGACCCAGUGACCCUCCACUGCUGUAGACCGCCGUCCUUCCCUCCUACUCCGUCGAGCUCGAGCAAGGUUAUGAAUAAGAAUGAGGAACUAGCAGGUGACAAGCAGCCUUCCAAGGGGGCCAUUCCUGAACCGCAUACAAUCCAUGGUCAGCUUAUCGAAGCCCUUGGGAUUGUUUCACCACCCCUUGAAAUAGUCGAAGGAAUUUUUGAGCCUUUAGCUGAACUGAAAUUAUAUACAAGACAAGGAAAAUAAUGAACUGUGACAUUGAAACUGUACUUUGAAACAAUGGGCUAUCAAAACUGCAUAUUUUGAAAAAUUUGUGAGACAACUCAAACUCCUUGUAAUAGAUCAACUAUUGUUAAUAAAUAAAGCUAGUUUUCUUUAAA
This is a messenger RNA of Prosopis cineraria, 5501 nucleotides long. RefSeq names its product pentatricopeptide repeat-containing protein At2g16880. The transcript has 6 exons. Bases 946 to 3225 code for a protein of 759 amino acids. NCBI's taxonomy places the organism in Eukaryota, Viridiplantae, Streptophyta, Magnoliopsida, Fabales, Fabaceae. Gene Ontology annotation, molecular function: protein binding. The record is from RefSeq and is a predicted model, not a curated record.